AUGCCUUCCGUGCACCCAUUCGACUCCGCUAAGGACUACGAAAUCAGAUUGGCCACUAAGUUGGUCAAGGACUCCCACAAGGCUUCCGAUAACGUUCACUUUGUCCAGGUAGACAGAUGUGAUCCUCCAAAGAAGGACAUGAUCAAGUACUUGGAUGUCGAGAGACAUGGUGGUGAGUUCCCAAGAAUCCCAAGAGUGUUCUACUGUUACUACUAUACCAACACUUUGACGUUUAACAAGGCCUUGGUUAACGUUACUGCCGGCCACCUUAUCACCAAGACCGAAUUGCCAGAAGGUGUUGUUGGACCUUUCAUGGCUGAGGAUAUGGCCGAAUGGGAAGAGCACUGUCUUGCUCACCCAGCUGUCAAGGCCGAGGUGGAGAAGUUGCAGUUGCCAAAGGAUUGUUCUGUGAUCACUGAUCCAUGGAUCUACGCUACUGACGAUCCAAAAGAGAAGAGACCAUUGCUUCAGUUUUUCAUGUACAUCCAGGCUAACAAUGGCCACCCAGAGUCUAACCACUACUCUUUGCCAUUGAAAUUCUCCCCUGUGUUCGAGGCCUACACCAAGAAGUUCAUCAGAAUUGACUUCUUGCCAUCUGGAUUUGAUGGUACUGUCACUCCAACUCUUCCAUGGAAGAGAGCUAAGCCAGCUGAGUACCACCCAGACUUAACCAACGAGCCAUUGAGAGACGUCAAGCCAUUGUUGGUUAACCAGCCAGAGGGUCCUUCUUUCACCAUGGAGGGUUCCAAGGUCAAGUGGCUCUCUUGGGAAUUCAGAGUCGCUACUACUGCCAGAGAGGGUUUCGUCCUCUACGACGGUUGGUUCAAGGGCAGACAAGUGUUCUACAGAAUUUCCUUGUCUGAGAUGACUGUUCCAUACGCCGACCCAAGACCACCAUUCCACAGAAAGCAGGCUUUCGAUUUGGGUGAUGCUGGUUUUGGUGUUACCGGUAACUCCUUGAAGCUUGGAUGUGACUGUCUUGGUGUUAUCAAGUACUUGGAUGGUAUGUUCACUGGUGGUAACGGUGAACCAUCUGUUAUGCCAUCUACUGUUUGCAUGCACGAGCAGGACGAUGGUAUCUUGUACAAGCACAUGAACUACAGAACCAAGGCUGCUGUUGUUGCCAGAAGAAGAGAAUUUGUUGUUCAGACCAUUGCAACCGUUGCCAACUACGAGUAUGCUCUUAACUUCAAGUUCGUCAACGAUGGUUCCAUCGACUUGGAAGUCAGAGCUACUGGUAUCUUGUCUACCAUGCCAAUUGACGACAACAUGACUGUUCCAUGGGGUACUGUCGUUGCUGAGAACUGUAUGGCCGCCUACCACCAGCACAUCUUGUCUUUCAGAAUCGACCCAGCUGUUGAUGGCCACAAGAACUCCGUCUGUUACGAUGACGCCGUCAAGAUGCCAAGAGACAAGCUCAACCAAUGGGGCAAUGGUUUCGUGACCGAAAGAACCUUUGUUGAGAAGGCUGGCUCCGUCAAGCAGUCUCCAUUCACCAACAGAGCUUACAAGGUCAUCAACGAGAAUGUCAAGAACCCAAUUUCCAUGGACAAUGUCGGUUACAAGAUUGAGAUGCCUGCCAGACAAAUGAUCAUUUCCGAGCCAGACACUUACAACGUCACCAGAGCCAAGUUCGCUACCGAGCAGCUCUGGGUCACCAAGUACGGUGACAACCAGUUGUUCGCUGCCGGUGAGUUCACCAACCAGUCCCAAACCGAUACUGGUAUUGCUGUCUGGGCCAACGGUACCGACAAUGUGAGAAACGACGACUGUGUCAUCUGGCCAACUCUCAGUUUCACUCACAUUCCAAGAGUGGAAGACUUCCCAGUCAUGCCUGUUGAAAUUCACAACAUCCACAUGACUCCAUUCAACUUCUUCGACAAGAACCCAGGUAUGGAUCUCCCACAGGCUAACAACAACUUCAACAAGUCUUCGUUGGCCAAGGUUGGUCUUGAGGAGAACAAGGCUUGUUGCAAGAGCACCCUUUAG
Messenger RNA from Candidozyma haemuli, 1989 nucleotides. RefSeq names its product Amo2p (gene AMO2). Gene Ontology annotation, biological process: amine metabolic process. The coding region runs from base 1 to 1989 and encodes 662 amino acids. NCBI's taxonomy places the organism in Eukaryota, Fungi, Ascomycota, Pichiomycetes, Serinales, Metschnikowiaceae. The transcript has a single exon. Gene Ontology annotation, molecular function: primary methylamine oxidase activity; copper ion binding; quinone binding. The record is from RefSeq and is a predicted model, not a curated record.